UUGUCUAAUAACAACCCUGCGGCAGCGGCGGCUCGUCUGUCAGAUUCUUUAGUUGGAACUUGCUGGAGUCGUCGUCUUGCGCCGAUGUUAACCUAAUAUUUGUACCUCAGUCCUGAACUGACACUACACGCUACACGAUGGAGUAUCUGUUCCAGGUGAAAAUCGGCGCUCUGAUCGGGUUGUUGCUCCUAACUCUUCUUUUUGGAUUUAUCCCCGCUCGGAUCAAAUGGUUCAGAGAGACAAAUGGGACAGAUGUUCAUGGCAUGGUUCUCAGUUUGAUCAGCUGCUUUGCUGGUGGGGUUUUCCUGGCAGCAUGUCUGCUCGACAUCAUUCCGGAUUAUCUGUCAGACAUUGGCACAGUGCUGGAUGCUCGGGAGGUGGAGACCUCCUUUCCCCUUCCAGAGUUCAUCAUAGCUGCCGGCUUCUUCAUGGUCCUCAUACUGGAGAAGAUUGUCCAGAGCUUCCGGGAGAUGAGAGGGGCUCGUGAGGAGAGGGCUCCCCUUUUGCAUGACCAUGGGCACGGCCACGGGCUAGCCACAGCCCGUGAUCUGGAGAGCAGCGGCCACCACGUUCAUGUAGACUUACAGGCUCACUCCUCCUUUCGUUCCUUCAUGCUCUUCCUGUCUCUCUCACUCCAUUCAGUUUUUGAGGGUCUUGCUAUUGGCCUGCAAAGCACUGACUCGAAGGUACUGGAGAUCUGCAUCGCUAUUCUUGUUCAUAAGAGCAUCAUCGUGUUCAGCCUGUCUGUGAAGCUGGUCCAGAGCACAGUUCACCCACUGUGGGUUGCCGCUUACAUCGUAGUGUUUGCCUUGAUGUCUCCUUUAGGCAUCGCCAUCGGCAUCGGUGUGAUGGAGGCUCAGCUGACAGCCGGACCUCUGAUCCAGGCCGUGCUGGAGGGGCUCGCUGCAGGCACGUUUGUUUACAUCACUUUCCUGGAGAUUCUCCCGCAUGAGCUGAAUUCCCCCGGGAAUCAGCUCCUUAAGGUGAUGUUCAUCCUGUUCGGCUUCACCAUCAUGGCAGGUUUGACAUUUUUGGGUUGAAACUGACAUUUCGUUACUUUCGGCUGACAUUGCCGUCAGGAUAUCCCUUGCAUCUGUUGUACAGCUCCCACAGAUUCACUUCACUUUGGUACACAGAGACAAACUUGAAGGAAGACGUAGCUUUGCUGCCACAGGGUUACACCUACUCCUGGAGUCGUUCAUAUCAAAGGAGCGUGACAACAUUUGGCAUUUUAUUGAUUUACGUUUUAACUUUUACAGUAUUGCAUAUUGAAAUACAGAGGACCAAGACAUGAAGAAUCAAUGUUAACAAAUGCUAUAAAAUACAUCAAAUAGUAUUAAAAAUAAUUGUAGGCGAACUUGUUUCUAAAAUGUGACACAUCCUAAUAUUUCCGUUCUAAUUUGCAUCUGUAUUUAACUUUGUGGUAAUUCACCAAUUUUUUUUAUUUUAAUGUACUUUUUCAAGAGUGCUUCCAUAUGGUUUCAUAUUUGUGUUUUAUUUAACCCACCGCCCAACUAAAUCAUGUGUUGCCAUUUAUUUAUUACAUAUUUUUAAGAGUUUUAUGCAUUUAUGCUUAAACAUGGAUUUUCAAGGGAGAAUUGGUACUGGGGGUUGUUGUGUAAGAGGGAAAAUAAAACAUAACAAUAAAUAAAUAUGAAUAUUUAA
Pundamilia nyererei is the source of this 1665-nucleotide messenger RNA. It is a transcript of the gene slc39a1, whose product is annotated as solute carrier family 39 member 1. Lineage: Eukaryota; Metazoa; Chordata; Actinopteri; Cichliformes; Cichlidae. The record is from RefSeq and is a predicted model, not a curated record. Gene Ontology annotation, biological process: zinc ion transmembrane transport. The coding region runs from base 138 to 1040 and encodes 300 amino acids. The transcript is spliced from 4 exons. Gene Ontology annotation, molecular function: zinc ion transmembrane transporter activity. Gene Ontology annotation, cellular component: plasma membrane.